AUGUCGUCUCAACCAAAGCAGGAAUCGUGGAAAGCCAUCGCCCGACGCAAGCAGGCCGAACGAGCAGGUCACAUCCCUUCAAAAUGGCACAUACCGUCCCACGUCCUCCCCAAAGACCCACCGAGGCUUCAAGACGGGCCCCAGAACGUCCUUGACAUCCCGCGCCAGUUCCUCUCGCCGGCCGAGGUCUCCGUCACCGAGUCCUAUACAAUCCCGCAGCUGUGCCAGGCCGUCUCUUCGCGUAGUCUCUCGGCGGUGGAGGUGGCAGAAGCCUUCUGCCAUCGCGCGGCCAUCGCCCACCAGCUCACAAAUUGUCUGACAGAGCCCCUCUUCGACGCGGCCCUGCAGCGCGCGCGGUACCUCGACGAGUACCUCCGCGAGCACGGCGUGCCCCUCGGGCCCUUGCACGGCCUCCCCGUGUCGGUCAAGGACACCUUCGACGUCGCCGGCGUCGACACGUCGAUAGGCCUGGCGUACCUGUGCCACAAGCCUGCCGCACGGAACGCGCCUCUGGUCGAUCUCCUCCUCUCGCUGGGCUGUGUCGUCGUGGCCAAGACCAACGUGCCGCAGACCCUCGCCAGCCUCGACUCGGUCAACAACGUCUUUGGCCGCACGAUGAACCCGGUCAACCGGCUGUGCACUGCCGGCGGGUCCUCGGGCGGCGAGGGCGUCCUCGUCGCCAUGAGGGGCUGCAUGAUCGGUAUCGGGACCGACAUCGGCGGCAGCAUCCGCGUGCCGGCCAUGUGCAACGGCGUCUACGGCUUCAAGCCCUCCAACGGCCGUGUGCCCUACGGCGGCCAGGCGCUGACGGGGGUUGAGGGCCUGAGCCGCACGUCGGUGCAGGCCGUCGCCGGUCCGAUCGGCCGGAGCGUCGAGGACAUUGACUCGCUCAUGCGCGAGAUCGUGCCCCGGGCCGCGCUGUGGGGGGAAGACUGCAUGCCGGCUACGUGGUCGCCGGGUCCCCGGGAAUCGUCACUGGUAUCGCCAUCCGGCAGCGGCAAACACGGCGAGCUGGUCAUCGGCAUCCUCCGCACCGACGGGAACUGCAACCUCCACCCGCCCAUCGCCAACAUGAUGGACGAAGUGGCGUACUUCCUCGCGACGACCCCCGGCGUCAAGGUCGUCGAACUGGGAUGCCCUCCGGCAUGGACCAAGGCGCAGUCCGUCAUGAACAAGCUGAUGGGGGCCGACGGGGGUGUCACGAUGGCUGAGAUGAUCGAGGCGACGGGCGAACCGUUGGUGCCGUGGACGGCGUCGCGCUUCAAGAAGGGCAGACCGCAGCCGCUCCCGCGCCUCGCCGAGCUCCAGGCCCAACGCGCCCGUCUGGAGCGCGAGAUGCUCGGGAUCUGGGUCGAGGACGACGAGCACGGCCGCCGCCGGCAGAAGCUCGACGCCCUCGUCUGUCCCGUGGCACCGCACCCCGUGCCGCCGAUCGACGGCUACAACGCCGUGGGGAUGACCAGCAGUUGGGUUCUGCUGGACUAUCCCGCGGCAACGGUGCCUGUGCGGGACGUCAAGGAGAGCGACCUGCAGCUCGGCAGGCCGCAGGGUGGCAAGGUUCUGGGGAGCUGGGACCAGAGGAACCGCGAGCUCUGGGACGAGAGCAAGAUUGAUAGGAGGGUGUAUCUAGGGACGCCGCUGAGCGUCCAGGUUGUUGUGCCGCGGCUGCAGGACGACAGGUUGGUUGAUGUCAUGGGCUGCGUGGAUGCGGCGUGUAAGAGGAAAGGAGGCAACGCCCACGCGAAGCUUUGA
Messenger RNA from Colletotrichum higginsianum IMI 349063, 1752 nucleotides. RefSeq names its product Amidase. Lineage: Eukaryota; Fungi; Ascomycota; Sordariomycetes; Glomerellales; Glomerellaceae. The coding region runs from base 1 to 1752 and encodes 583 amino acids. The record is from RefSeq and is a predicted model, not a curated record. The transcript has a single exon.